Molecule: messenger RNA, 2570 nt
Organism: Syngnathoides biaculeatus (alligator pipefish)
Lineage: Eukaryota; Metazoa; Chordata; Actinopteri; Syngnathiformes; Syngnathidae
Gene: pnn
Product: pinin, desmosome associated protein
Exons: 9
Coding region: 48-2108 (686 amino acids)
Cellular component (GO): catalytic step 2 spliceosome
Source: RefSeq, a predicted model, not a curated record
UAGAAGAAGAGGAACAUGUGAUAGCUAGGCGCUUUCCUGAGGUCAAGAUGGCGGUGGUAGUGCGGAGCUUGCAAGACCAGAUCGAAAAAGCCAAACAAAGCUUGAAAAAUGUUGAUGAUAAUAUUCGCAAAUUAACCGGACGAGAUCCGAAUGAUUCCAGACCGGGCCAGCUGCGCCGGUUCAGUGGGCCCAUGGCAGGCGUUGCUGUUGCAGCAGUGGGAGGAGGAGGUAGAGGAAGAGGAUUUAACCUGCUCAGACGCAGUCUCUCCGACAUUGGAGGCGGCGGCCCCCCUGCCAAGCAGAGAGACAUCGAUGGAGCUCUGUUAAGGCUGGCAGGCGACCAGAGGGCCAGGAGAGACGUGCGUCACGACAGUGACGCCGAGGAUGAUGACGAUGUCAAAAAGCCGGCGUUGCAGUCGUCUGUUGUAGCUACCUCCAAAGAGAGAACACGCCGGGACCUCAUUCAAGAUCAGACCAUGGAUGAGAAGGGCAAACAGAGGAAUCGGCGGAUGUUUGGCCUGCUCAUGGGGACCCUGCAAAAAUUUAAACAGGAGUCUAAUGUUUGUACAGAAAAGCAAAAGCGGCGUUCUGAGAUCGAGCAAAAGCUCGAGGUUCAAGCUGAGGUUGAAAAGAAGAAGUUGGAGAGCGAGAAGAGAGAGUUGUUUGAACAGAGGAGAGCCAAACAGACUGAGCUGAGACUACUUGAACAGAAAGUAGAAUUGGCUCAGUUGCAAGAGGAGUGGACCAGCCAUAAUAAUCAUCUGGUGAAAUUCAUUCGCACUAAGACCAGGCCGCACAUCUUCUACCUACCUGGGAAGCUGUGCUCUGCCACUCAGAAACUUCUUGAUGACUCUACCAAGAAAUUGAAUGCUGUGUUUGAAGAGCGGCGUGAAGCGUUCACAGAACACAUCAACAAGAUGGAGUCCCGACCACGGCGACAGCUAAACCGCGACCAGGACGGCAACUCUGCAGCGACAGGGAAGGACCACUCGGCGGAGGGUAAGCCAGCAGGUCAGGUAGACAAGGUGACAGGUAAUAAGAGGGUUGUAGCGAUGGAAGAGGAGGAGGAAGAGGAUGACGAGGAGGACCAGGAAGAGGAGAAAGAAAAGGGGGCUGAUGGAGAACAGGAAGAGGGUAGCAAGGUCACAGAGAAAGUACAGCUAGAGGAAGGGGAUAGUCGGGAAGGGUUAAAUGAGGAUGAGGGGAUGGAGUUUGAGGAAAUGGGGAAUGGGGAGAAGGAAGGGGAAAAAAGGGAGGUCUGUGGGGAAAAGAAUGAGGCAACUCCAGCGUCAGAGGGGCUGGAGGUGCAGGUAGGCAAAGAGCAGGGAGACAGGAAAAAAGUGGAGCUGGAUGAAGACAGUAAGGAGGGGGCCUCAGACCUUGAAACUGAAAAGACUGAGAUCACAUUUCCAUCUGAACCAACUGUAAGCCAACAAGAGGCGUCUAGCGCCGUCCAGCUCAGCCCCAACACCACCCCCACCCUGCAGGAACCAACAGUCUUGUCGACUGAGCCCCAGAUAGCCUCGCCCGUCUCAUCAUCUGAAAUGGCUGCUAACACACCAGGGCCGGAGCAAUUCGUUCCUUCCUCUGGGGUCCAGGAUUUCAGCAGCCAGAACCAAGCUGAGCAAACGCAAUCUGGGGAUGAAUCAGGCGUGAAGCCUCCACUCGAUUGCCAGGAUGCCCUGAGCGGCCCUGCUGCACUUUUGAAGGAACAGAAAGAUAGUGCCAGGGGGAGGAAGAAGAUGAGGGGGUUGAAAAAAAGCCGCGGUGAAAGUCGCAGCUCCUCUUCUUCCUCCUCCGGGUCUUCCUCCAGCGGAAGCUCUUCGUCUUCUUCUGGUUCGAGCCGUUCAUCCUCAUCAUCAUCCUCAUCAUCCUCCUCAUCCAGCAGCCGAAGUCGCAGUCGGGACAACGGCAAGCGCAGCAGGAGGCAGUCAGGCAGGGACAGGAAGAAAGAAGAGAAGAGUCAUCGCAAGAAAGGAGGGAAUAGUGGUGGCGGCAGGGAUGCCAAAGGCUCAAAGGAAGUGAGGAAGAGAAGGAGCAAUGAAGGCAGGAGCAGGUCAUCUCGGAGCAAUAGGGAGAAUAGAGAUAGAAAGGAUAAAAGACGCUAAACUGGAUCUCAUUUUGUUUUGGCCCCUAAAGCUGAUGACUGGAGGGCAAUGACCAACCUAAACAUUCAUCUUUUUUUUUUUUUUUUUUUAAAGAACACCCACCACAGCAGCAAACGUUCAAUUUAAGUGUAGACAUUUUCAGAUUUGGCCAAAGUAUUACAAAACUGAUAUUUAACAAAGUCUCAGUAUAGGACAAUUCUGUUUAACGUUGGCCGGAUUUAGGCAGGUUUUUGAGAAAAGACCUUUAGAUAUUUUAAAAGUGAUGUGCAAACUUUUUUUUUUUUGUAAUGAAAAGAGCAUAUUUUCCAUGUCACUAUGCCUGUGGCAUAUAUUGCACAAUGGGUUUUUUUCGCUUAUUGUGACUACUGUCACAUAAAUCCAUGUCAUGGUCCUUGUAUGUGAAAGAUUUUUUUAAAUUGUUUUGUAUCAGCCAACUUGCUUCAAAUUAAAGUUGAGAAAUUA